AUGUCACCACCUCUAUCUUCCCAGACGUCGUCCACGUCCCCGAGCCUCAAACGGAAACAGCCGACCAUCUCGAGCUUCUUUACAAAGAAACCUUCCAGAAGCGAGGAGCAAGCAUCCAGCGAGGCUGGGACUCGCCAGGAGGUGAAAUCGCUGGCGCCAAUUUCUGCCGGCAAGGAAAAUAUAGUGUCGGUGGCGAAGGACCAUUUGGAAGACGAGGAAGACGAGGAAGACGAGCCAGUUGUGCUCCGUCCGUCCAAGCGGGCCCGAACGAACGAUUUCCACCAUGAAGACGCAGAUACUGGUGCUACGACUGAGCGAUCUCCGCAUGCCCUGCCGCAGAGUGGUAGUCAGCGUACCGAGCGGUUCAAAUUUACAAGCUCUCGAGACCCGACGGAUGGCCUGGAAGGGGAGACCGAGCUAGAAAAAAGGAAACGGCAAAAGGAGAAGGAUAAACUGCAUGAGCGCUUUGUGAAGAGGCUCGGAGGGUCGGACUGCGCCAUCGGAAUUGGAAGACGACAGGUAGAGGCCGAGACGGUACCGGGGGUAGAGGAUGUUGGCGAGGGGGAGGAGGAUGAAGAAGCGCAGCCGCCACCGCCUGUGAAGGGGAAAGCCGCAAAGAAGGGCGGCAGCAAGCUGACGCCGCUGGAGAGCCAGGUUGUCGAAAUCAAACGCAAGCAUAUGGAUACCGUGUUGGUUGUGGAGGUCGGGUACAAGUUCCGCUUUUUCGGCGAAGAUGCGAGGAUAGCGGCCAAGGAGUUGAGCAUCGUCUGCAUCCCGGGAAAGUUCCGCUUUGACGAACACCCUUCAGAGGCCCAUUUAGAUCGAUUCGCAUAUGCCAGCAUUCCUGUUCACCGACUCCAUGUCCACGUUCGACGGCUUGUUGCUGCAGGCCAUAAGGUCGGCGUUGUUCGACAGCUUGAGACGGCUGCGUUGAAAGCUGCAGGCAGUAAUCGCAAUGCACCCUUUGUCCGAAAACUCACCAACCUAUACACCAAGGGGACUUAUAUUGAUGAUGUAGAUGGUCUAGAGGGAAACAUGGGUGCUGCCUCGGGAGGGGUGUCUCCGGCGACGGGCUACAUGUUGUGCAUAACGGAGACGAAUGCGAAAGGAUUUGGGAACGAUGAAAAAGUCCAUGUGGGUAUCAUCGCCGUCCAGCCAGCUACGGGAGACAUCAUCUACGACGACUUUGAAGAUGGGUUCAUGAGGAGCGAGAUUGAAACCCGCCUCCUACAUAUCGCGCCCUGUGAAUUUCUGAUUGUCGGGGAGCUAUCGAAAGCGACGGAGAAACUUGUGCAACAUCUUUCAGGCAGUAAGACCAAUGUCUUUGGCGACCAGGUGCGGGUCGAGAGGGCGAUGAAGCAGAAAACGGCCGCCGUCGAAGCACACAGUCACAUCUCAUCGUUCUACGCCGGCAAGAUGACGGCAACUAGAACCGAGGAAGAUGUGCAGGCGAGCAAUCUGCUUCAAAAGGUGCUCAGCCUGCCCGAACAGGUCACUAUCUGUCUUUCAGCCAUGAUCAAACACAUGACGGACUACGGCCUAGAGCAUGUCUUCGAUCUGACCAAGUAUUUCCAGUCCUUUUCUGCGCGAUCCCACAUGCUGCUGAACGGGAACACCCUGAUGAGCCUGGAGAUUUACCAAAACCAAACAGAUUACUCGGCCAAGGGGAGCCUCUUCUGGACACUGGACCGCACUCAAACCCGUUUUGGACAAAGGCUGCUACGCAAAUGGGUUGGACGCCCAUUGCUGGACAAAGCCAAGUUAGAGGAGCGGAUCGAUGCUGUGGAAGAGCUGAAAAGUCCAGAACGGUCUGCUCAGGUCGAGCGUAUCAAGGCGCUGCUCAGCAAAGUGAGGAGUGACCUGGAGAAGAGCUUGAUUCGCAUCUAUUAUGGAAAAUGCACGAGACCAGAGCUCCUUACCGUUCUUCAGACCUUGCAGAUGAUUGCCAUGGAAUUUUGCGACGUCAAGUCUCCUGCCGACGCUGGAUUUGCAUCUCCAGUACUUGGCGAGGCCCUCGCCACGCUGCCCACCAUCUUGCAAACCGUUGUCUCAUUUCUAGACAAGAUCAACAUGCACGCAGCGAAAAAGGAUGACAAGUACGAGUUCUUCCGCGAGUCCGAGGAGACCGACGCCAUCAGCGAAUACAAGCUCGGCAUCGCUGGUGUUGAGCACGAGCUGCGGGAGCAUCGCUCCACGGCCGCGGCGGUGAUCGGGAAAAAGGCGGUCGACUAUGCUACCGUGGCAGGGAUCGAGUACCUGAUAGAGGUCGAGAACAACUCGCCCUCUCUGAAGAAAGUGCCCGCAUCCUGGGUCAAGGUCAGCGGGACGAAGAAGCUAUCGCGCUUCCACACCCCCGAGGUCAUCCACAUGCUCCGGCAGCGGGACCAACACAAAGAGGCCCUUGCCGCGGCGUGUGACCAGGCAUUCAGCGCUCUCUUGGCGGAAAUUUCGGCGAACUAUCAGUCCAUCCGGGACUGUAUCCAAUCGCUGGCGACGCUUGACUGCCUGCUUUCGCUGGCCGCGAUCGCCAGCCAGCCAGGGUAUGUGAAGCCGGAAUAUACCGAAGAAACGUGUAUCUGCGUCGAAAAGGGCCGCCAUCCGAUGGUGGAGCAGCUGCUUCUUGACAGCUACGUGCCGAACGACAUCAAGCUUGAGAGCGAGCAGACGCGCGCGCUUCUUGUCACGGGGCCCAACAUGGGCGGCAAGUCGAGCUACGUGCGCCAGGUUGCUCUUAUUGCAAUCAUGGGCCAGAUCGGAUCCUAUGUGCCAGCCCAGUCGGCGAAGCUAGGCAUGUUGGACGCCGUUUUCACCCGGAUGGGCGCGUUCGACAACAUGCUUGCCGGCGAGUCGACGUUCAUGGUGGAGCUCUCCGAGGCAGCCGACAUCCUCAAGCAGGCCACGCCGCGGUCCCUGGUCAUUCUGGACGAGCUCGGCCGCGGCACGUCCACGCAUGACGGCGUCGCCAUCGCCCAGGCCGUCCUAGACCACAUGGUGCGGUCGAUCCGCAGCCUGACCCUCUUCAUCACCCACUACCAGCACCUCUCCCGUAUGGUGGAUUCCUUCCCGAACCAUGAGCUGCGGAACGUGCAUAUGCGUUUCACCGAGUCCGGCUCUGGGGAUGACGAGGAAAUUACCUUCCUCUACGAAGUCGGCGAAGGCGUCGCCCACCGCAGCUAUGGCCUGAACGUCGCACGACUGGCAACGUUGCCGGCCUCUGUGAUAGACGUGGCGAAGCAGAAGAGCGCCGAGUUGGAGGAGAAGAUUCGCCGGCGUCGAAUAGCAGGCAUUGUCGCGGCCGUGGGAACGAUGCUCGAUGAGCCCGGCAUCGGAGAUGACUCGUUGUUCGACCGGUUGAUCACCAAUGCAGAGCAGCUUUAG
Penicilliopsis zonata CBS 506.65 is the source of this 3378-nucleotide messenger RNA. RefSeq lists its product as hypothetical. The record is from RefSeq and is a predicted model, not a curated record. Gene Ontology annotation, biological process: mitotic recombination; mismatch repair. Gene Ontology annotation, cellular component: nucleus. Gene Ontology annotation, molecular function: ATP-dependent DNA damage sensor activity; ATP binding; mismatched DNA binding. Bases 1 to 3378 code for a protein of 1125 amino acids. NCBI's taxonomy places the organism in Eukaryota, Fungi, Ascomycota, Eurotiomycetes, Eurotiales, Aspergillaceae. The transcript has 3 exons.